UGCCGCUUUCUGCCAGCUAGCAAGUUUCUGUGGGAGAAAAAAAUCCUCGGAUAGUUGUGAUCUGAUUAAAUGCCUUCUGUAAACCUGGGCUAUCCUGGAUGCCAGUGAUAUUACAAUCCAUAAUACAAAUAGUAAUUGUUUUAAUUUACAUAAUAGCACGCCGGCGACACCGUUGUCAGUUUAGAUAAAUACAUAAAAGUUAUUCUCAUCUGUGUAGAUUAGCUGUUAGCGGAUUAGCUUCAGUCUUGGCUGUUUUAUACAGAGCAGGUCCUGUCCAGAAACACCAUGAAACUCUACAGUCUGAGCAUCUUGUAUAAAGGCUCGACGAAGUCCAACCUGUUGAAGGCGGCGUACGAUCUGUCAUCAUUCAGUUUCUUCCAGAGAUCCAGUGUUCAGGAGUUUAUGACGUUCACCAGCGCUCUGAUUGUUGAGCGUUCACCAUUAGGAAGUCGUGCGUCCGUCAAAGAGCAAGAGUACUUGUGUCACGUGUAUGUGCGGAAUGACAAUCUCAGUGGCGUUGUGAUCGCAGACGGAGAAUAUCCCUCCAGAGUCUGUUUCACUUUACUUGACAAGGUGCUGGAUGAGUUCUCCAGGCAGGUGAACAGUAUAGACUGGCCUUCUGGAUCACAGGCGAGUGUUCAGUACACAGCGCUGGACAGUCAUCUGGCCAGAUACCAGAAUCCACGUGAGGCGGACGCUAUGACCAAAGUGCAAGCUGAACUGGACGAAACCAAAAUUAUUUUGCACAACACGAUGGAGUCGCUGCUGGAGAGAGGAGAAAAACUGGAUGACUUAGUUCAGAAAUCGGAGCAUUUGGGAAACCAAUCAAAAGCCUUUUAUAAAACGGCACGCAAGCAGAACUCAUGCUGUGAGGUCAUGUGAUCGCGAUCUGAUUGGACUGGACUCUUCGGCCACCUCUCCUCUCUGAUUUUCUAUUUCUUUUCUCUCUCUUUCUCUCUGUCCUGGUGUGGGCUGGUGCUUUCAUCAUGCAGCAGUCAUAGCGAAUACAUGAGAGAAACGAUCCAACGGUACACAAUGACAGGCUCAGAGGGGGCUGAUUUCCCAUGAUGCACCACACUUACUCUGCCAUCGGUUUUCAUGUUGUGUGAGAACUUGGUUUUCUUCAGCGUUCCUUGGCGGUUCCUCAGGGUCUGGCACAAGCUCAAAACGGAUACAGAUAAAAGCAUAGAGGGGUCAAACGUCCCCGCUGUGCCUUACUUUUAGACACAGGUGUGUUGACAUCAGACUGUUUAGCCUUAUCUAUGGACAACGUGCGAGUGAAAAUGCUGCGAUCUCUAUAUUUAGACCCAUUAUUCGGCUUUGGCAGUUUUGAAGCGCCUUGUAGAGUGGACAUGUGACGUGAACUCCUUUUUUAAAUGUGACAACAGUGAACAAUGUGUUAAAUAUUCAUUGAGUGCUCAUGUUGGUUGGAUUCUCAAUCCGCAAUAUUGUGAGUGACUGACCAAAUUAAAUGUUUCAAAGUCUGUUUGUGUACAAUUCUAAUACCUUUUCUCUCUUGAAAAUGUAAAUAAAUAACUGAAUCAUAUUAGCUUUGGUUCCCUGCAUCUUCCGUGUUCUUGAAUCACUGCAUAUAAGAAACAUUCCUGCAAUAUUUUCACCUGAUUAUAAGUAAACCAGCUGGUGUAUUGUGAUAUUUGAGAGUAAUAAUAAAGCCUUAAAGUGUGGUUUACUGUGAAAUCAGCCCCCUUGAUCCUCGUGUGACGGUAAACGCAGUUGUGAGUGUAAAUCUGUGCUGUGUUAGUGAUUGUGUUUGAUCACAUGACUCUCGCUGGACCUCUCGAAUGCUGUAUCCAAUCUAAUGAUGCUUUGCUGCUAACAGCCUGAAGGCUCCUGUUGUGCUUUUUCUCUCGUUGUAAAGCGUAAACGUACAUGCACAAAAGUUGAGUAAAACCAGCAUUAUCUGGGUGAACGUGUCCAGUGGACGGUUGCAUAAACUGCUUAGUCUUCUACAUUUUGACCGCUCCUAACUUUUUUUAACUCUGUUAGAUAAAAUGAUAAGAUUGGUCUAAUUGGAAAAGACUGAAAGAUUGCAUAUUCAUGCACUAUUCUACGCCGUUAAAGAAAAAGUGCACUUUAAAUACUCUGCAAAAAUGAAGUGUUGGAGAAUAUUCAAGUUGAGUGCAUGUGUGGCCCAUUCAUCGUGCAGCCCAAACCGUAAGGCUUGAAACCUGGCCAGAUGGUAGGCCUCAAUUUGGGCAGUACCUAUCAGAGUUUGAGCCCGGUUGGCCCACAGGUGGCGCUACAGCAACCAAAAGAACAAAAUUGCUCAUAACUCCUAGACCCUAUAACCGUCAAAAAGGUCUCAUUGUUAUUAGGUGUUCAAGCACGAACAAGUGCUGAAAACCUAUUGUAUUUGUAAGGAUUUUAAUUAUUAUUCUUCUGCCGUAAAACGCAUCAUGCAGCCCAAACCGUAAGGCCUAGAAACUUGAGACCUGGCCAGAUGGUAGCCCUCAUUUUGGGGAGAAACUACCAGAGUAUGAGCCCGAUUGGCCCAUAGGUGGCGCUACAGCAACCAAAAGUACAAAAUUGCUCAUAACUCCUAGACCAUUUGACUUAGCCUCAACGUUUUGUACAACGAUGUGAUCCUUAGCUUGAGACGGACAAUAUCUCGGAUUUUGAUUUAGGCAAAAAAAAAAAUUUCCGCUAUGUCGAAUUUUGUCCAUAACCUACUUUUGCGAACUAGUCCCUGGUUUUUUGCCCGAUCGGAACCAGACCAGUUUAGGCCUAUUCUCUGGACUCUAGAUCAAUAAUUAUCGAGAGAAAAAAAGUUGAAAUUUUGCAUUUGGUUGUCUACAACAGGGUCAUUUAGAAAGUGGUCCGUGGCAAAAUACAGUCAAAAGCCAAUAAAUCCUAAAAGAAAGGUCAGAACUUCACAAAAAUUUAUGAACAUGUGUGUCCUAACAUGGUUAGGAAGCAUGCAAAGUUUCGUGAAGAUCGGACCAUAGGUGGCGCUAUAACCGUCAAAAAGGUCUCAUUGUUAUUAGGUGUUCAAGCACGAAGUGCUGAAAACCUAUUGUAUUUGUAAGGGUUUUUAUUCUUAUUCUUCUGCCGUAAAACGCAUCCUGCAGCCCAAACCGUAAGGCCAAGAGACUUGAGACCUGGCCAGACAGUAGCCCUCAUUUUGGGGAGAACCUAUCAGAGUAUGAGCCCGAUUGGCCCAUAGGUGGCGCUACAGCAACCAAAAGUACAAAAUCGCUCACAACUCCUAGACCGUUUGACUUUGCCUCAAGAUUUUGUACAACGAUGUGAUCCUUAGCUCAAGACGGACAAUAUGUAUAUCUCGGAUUUUGAUUUAGGCAAGAUAGAUUUUCCGCUGUGUCGAAUUUUGUCCAAAACCUACUUUUGCGAACUAGUCCCUGGUUUUUUGCCCGAUCAGAACCAGACUAGUUUAGGCCUAUUCUCGAGACUCUAGAUCAAUAAUUAUCAAAAUAAAAAAGUUGAAAUUUUGCAUUUGGUUGGCUACAACAGGGUCAUUUAGAAUGUGGUCCGUGGCAAAAUAUAGCCAAAAGCCAAUAAAUCCUAAAAGAAAAGUCAGAACUUCACAAAAAUUGAUGAACAUAUGUGCCCUAACAUGGUUAGGAAGCAUGCAAAGUUUUGUGAAGAUCGGACCAUAGGUGGCGCUAUAACCGUCAAAAAGGUCUCAUUGUUAUUAUUAGGUGUUCAAGCACGAAGUGCUGAAAACCUAUUGUAUUUGUAAGGGUUUUUAUUCUUAUUCUUCUGCCGUAAAACGCAUCCUGCAGCCCAAACCGUAAGGCCAAGAGACUUGAGACCUGGCCAGACAGUAGCCCUCAUUUUGGGGAGAACCUAUCAGAGUAUGAGCCCGAAUGGCCCAUAGGUGGCGCUACAGCAACCAAAAGUACAAAAUUGCUCACAACUCCUAGACCGUUUGACUUUGCCUCAAGAUUUUGUACAACGAUGUGAUCCUUAGCUCAAGACGGACAAUAUGUAUAUCUCGGAUUUUGAUUUAGGCAAGAUAGAUUUUCCGCUGUGUCGAAUUUUGUCCAAAACCUACUUUUGCGAACUAGUCCCUGGUUUUUUGCCCGAUCAGAACCAGACUAGUUUAGGCCUAUUCUCGAGACUCUAGAUCAAUAAUUAUCAAAAUAAAAAAGUUGAAAUUUUGCAUUUGGUUGGCUACAACAGGGUCAUUUAGAAUGUGGUCCGUGGCAAAAUAUAGCCAAAAGCCAAUAAAUCCUAAAAGAAAAGUCA
This is a messenger RNA of Pimephales promelas (fathead minnow), 4227 nucleotides long. RefSeq names its product YKT6 v-SNARE homolog (S. cerevisiae) (gene ykt6). Gene Ontology annotation, cellular component: Golgi apparatus. NCBI's taxonomy places the organism in Eukaryota, Metazoa, Chordata, Actinopteri, Cypriniformes, Leuciscidae. The record is from RefSeq and is a predicted model, not a curated record. Gene Ontology annotation, molecular function: SNAP receptor activity. Gene Ontology annotation, biological process: endoplasmic reticulum to Golgi vesicle-mediated transport.